AUGUCUUUCAGGCUUCUUGAGCUAGGCAGAUUCAGUCUGAUCAGCACUUCCCAGGCUUUGAAGCUCGAAGUUGUGUCAGGCGUCGAUAUUACAGGUGCACAAAGGCUUGUUGUCUUGGAUGACGAUGCAUUGAUCAAAGCUGUUACCUCGAGACAGUUGUGGGUCUCUCGAGGGCGAGGCUUCCGAAUUGACAUUGAAGUGUUGCUAGACGGUAAGACGCUGGACAGGAGUAUUUACUUCGAAUUGCUAGAAUCCUUGGGUUGUCUCAUCCGAGAUAAGAAGGAAUGGAAUCAACUCUUUCUCUCUGCUUCCUUGGAGACUCCCCCUGACAUCCCUUCCGUACGAAUGCCGCACUUCUCCAUCCUUCUGAACAACAGCACAAAGCCAACUGAACCUGGAGUCGGUCUGGCGGAAUGGAUCGGGAACAUCGACGUGGUACCACCAAAUGGAGUCUUAUGUGCUCAGCUUGAGAGGAUACAGGUCCAAUUUAAUUUCAUGCCUACACUGGAGGCAGCAAUUGAUGGCGUGCCAGCCCCUUCUGCUUUGAGACCAGCAUCGCCUGAUGAUAUUCUACUUGAUUUGCCGCCGGAUACCCUCCCUAGAUCUACGCAUGAGCGAGAUUCCCAGAGUCUGGACCUUGCCGUACAGCUUCUCAAAACCCUUCCGGAACAAGUGGCGAGUUGUUUCGAGUCCCCUCAUACAACUGAUAAUCAACCUUUACAUAUCGAUCCCCCACCAAUAAUUGACCUUAAAGUUAAUAGCAGUAAUGAAUCCGUAUUGGUAUCUGCUCCAAGCGAUGGCGAUAUUGGAUCGGGCAACAGUAGUAGAAGGAUCUCUGAAAAGGCUCGCAUUGUCCUGGAUGCUUGGGUUGGCACGCAUCGGGAUAAUCUCUACCCGAGCAUGGAAGAAAAAGAGAAGUUGAUGGUUGCCACAGGCCUCAAGAGAAGUCAGCUGAAUACCCAGCUCUUUAAUUAUCGACAAAAACUGAAGAGAGGCUUGCUCCGCGACGUCCAAAUGCAGAACCUUGAGGGAAUGCUUCUGGGUGGCCAAUACAGAUAUGAUGCAUGCGAAGGUGGCUGGAAUGAAGGCAAAAUGCUCUUAACUGAGCACAUUGACCGAUCUAAUGUGGAAGAGCAUGACGAGGAAAUGAUCUUCUCACAGAUGGCGAAUGACGAGACACUGCCUCUUUCACAAUCUUCCUCUAUAUCAACUACUUCUUCGACAAACACUACCAUCUCUUCGACUUGCUCGAGUUACACAUCUCUUGUUCGCCCCAAUCUUGACGGAAAGUCGUUCUCCCUCAAGUUUGCUUUCACGUCUGCGCUUGCGGAUGAGGCAUUUCGUACUUUGAUGGGAGCUGCAGUUCCUAAACGACUAUCAAGGUUCCAAGACUUUCAACUCAAAAGUCUCCCGCAAGUACCGAUGUCCACCUUUGUGCCUAGCAUGUUCAGUCCCGGCUUCAAGAAUUCAAUUGCAGGUCAUUCUCGAUUCCUGCCAACUAUAAGCCAUGCUUUAUGCGUUUCGAUGCCACAAAACGUGCAGACGCCCAGCUUACGACGAAAACUUUUCCAACUCUCAAGUCUAGAAUCGUCCCAGCUUCCAGAUCCUAGCAGCCAGUCUGGGAAGCCUGGAACAGUUCAAAGGCUGUCCUCUGUGGUACAAUCCAGACUUUGGGGCAUGAUGCAAAGAAAACUAUUUGACAAAGCGGCCGGGCGGAGACUUUGGCGGCGAUCAACACCGGGAGACGAAGAUGAGAAAAGUGAUGUCGAAGAUAUGUUUGCAGCAGUCGAAGAUGGAAACAAUUUGAAGAUGGAUGAAGAUAAUGGGAUGUCUGAGGAGGAAAUGCUUUUCGGAGAUGACGAGGAUGAUGAUUUACUGCUCGAUGAUGACAAUGAUCAGUACAAUGCAGAUUGGGAACGACGUGCCAUCGAGGACAAGACAGAUGAUAUGCUUUUGGGAGACGACUGGCAACAGGAUUGGGCUACUGCUCCCAAAGAAAUACCAUCUGAAGAGAGCCGCAUGGACAUGGAGACACUGGAAGAAAGUGAUGACAUCACGCAAUCGCCCGAGAGCGACAGAGUGAUGCUGAUGGAUCAAAUCGACAGGGACAUUUGGAAGAAGUUGGACGGAGAUAUCGGUAUACAAUGUCUGGACGAGAGUGCAAAUGAAGAGAUGUUGAUCUAG
Messenger RNA from Cadophora gregata, 2184 nucleotides. RefSeq lists its product as uncharacterized. Gene Ontology annotation, molecular function: DNA binding. NCBI's taxonomy places the organism in Eukaryota, Fungi, Ascomycota, Leotiomycetes, Helotiales, Ploettnerulaceae. The record is from RefSeq and is a predicted model, not a curated record. Bases 1 to 2184 code for a protein of 727 amino acids. Gene Ontology annotation, biological process: regulation of DNA-templated transcription. The transcript is spliced from 4 exons.